Molecule: messenger RNA, 3581 nt
Organism: Mus pahari (shrew mouse)
Lineage: Eukaryota; Metazoa; Chordata; Mammalia; Rodentia; Muridae
Gene: Emcn
Product: endomucin
Exons: 12
Coding region: 136-924 (262 amino acids)
Source: RefSeq, a predicted model, not a curated record
AUAAGUAGGAAUGGGCAGCGUCUGCUCGCAUUCAGUGCACCUUUCCCAUUUGCUAAUACGGCCCGUCCAGGCUGAGAGGAAUCCUUCCCUGCCUUAUCCUGGAGAGCAAAGGCUCUGAGACCAUCCGUGUGCACCAUGUGGCUGCUUCAAGUGACAGCUCUUUUCUUCCUUUUGUCCAACAGUCUCUGCCGCGGUGGGGACAGCCAAGAUGUUCAAAAUAAUUCUACUCCAACACUGACAGAAACUUCCACAACAAAUCCAUCUGCCACAACACCAGGCACCGCGUCAGUAACGGAUCUUAACAAAUCAACAGAUGGAAUACCUCCUGAAGGAACGACCAAAAGUGAAGUAUCCAAAACAUCUUUGGUGCCAGCAAUUAAAUCACUGACAACACCAAAACAUGAAGUGGAAACAACAACUGAAGGUCUCCUAAAGAAUGAAGGCUCCACUAUAAAAACAACAGUGUCAAGUACUCCAAUUGCAAAUGCUAAUUCAACACUACCAAGUUCCCAGAACAAGACUGACAAUCAGAGUUCAAUCAGAACAACAGAAAUAUCAGUUGCCACUCAACUGCCAGAUGCCUCACCGAAAGCCACUGCAAUACCCUCUGCAUCUCUAACAACUGCACACACCAUGUCACCACUUCAAGAUACUGAGGACGGGAAGAUUACAGCCACUCCAUCAAACACGCCCUCCUAUUCCAGUAUUAUUUUGCCGGUGGUUAUCGCACUGAUUGUUAUAACACUCUUGGUAUUUACUCUGGUGGGUUUGUAUCGAAUAUGCUGGAAGAGAGACCCAGGUACUCCAGAAAACGGAAAUGAUCAUCAGCCUCAGUCCGACAAAGAGAGUGUGAAGCUGCUCACUGUUAAGACAAUCUCUCAUGAGUCUGGCGAACACUCUGCACAGGGGAAAACCAAGAACUGACAUCAAGAUGGAUUCCCCCCUACACCUGGGCAAUAAAUGCUUCAUCUUCAGCCUCUAAACUCCAAGGGUGGAAAGAAGAAAAAGUCCUGAGGAACCAACAUACUUUCCAGUCUUCUCACCAGUCUACACCAGUUGCCUGUCCCAGCAAAGGAAUGUCAGACCGCCACCUGAUAGUGUCAUAAAGAGCUCUGGAUAGCUCCUGUGUGAGAUGUAGAGAAUCAAAAGACUCUAGUUUUCAGGGACUUUGCUAGGAGGAGGAACUGUGAUGCCCCAGCCCAGGCAGGUGGGCUCCUGGAAGACAUGCUGUAGCUGAGUUUAGACUUUCCAGGUUUUUAUUUUAGCCUCGAUCUGUGGAGACUCGCCUGUUUUCUUUGAGUUCUUGUGUUUAGCCAGCAUCAGUAUUUAUUGUUUCCUACUGUGUUAAUACAGGAAGAGUUUUGCAAGUGUGUUAAUAAAUGUUAAAUGUUAAGUAGAAAUGUUACCUUUAAUAAAGAAUGGCUGUACUCAGCAUGCUAAACAUUACUUCCUGGCUGGUGUGGCACUGGCAUUGUGGUCACAUAAAUGUGGCUAGCUUUGGGUUAGAAUAUGAGGACUCAUCAGAAUAUGCAAAAAAUAUGUAAAAAGCACCAAAGGACCAAAGGACUAAAGUAUAAGCCAAUAGAAGCGAGGAAAGAAAUCACCACCAUUUCUUUGGUUUCUCUCACUUGUAUUUCACACCGUCUGACAAGAAUGCCUGGACAGUUGUGGUAUCAUGGUUAAAUCCUUUAAUCCAUUUCACUGAUACUAUUUCUGUGGUUAGUUUUAUUUACUUAUUUUUAGAAAUAUUAGAUGUGGGAUAAGCAAUCAUUACUAAAACUUUAGUCUCUAGAAAAAUCAACAUCUUAUCAAUGAGUAAUUGAAGUAUUAUUUUCCAAUGAGUCACCUUCCUAAAAAAUCCAUAAAAAUAUAGCACUGCCCCCAUCAAGAACAGAUUCUGCUCUUGAAACCUUGAUCAACCUUGACCAUGUUCAUGGCACGUGAGAUCAAAAUGUUAAGAUGGUUGGAGCUCUGGGGAAAUUUCUGGAAUUAACAAGCUUUGCAUGGUAGCUCUGUUAAACAUCUAUGAUUUCUUCAGCUGAACUCAAUGAAAGAUUAUUUUACUGAUAUGAGGGAAGGUGAAUACAUGUUAUAGAGUCAUGUUGAUUUUCUUUAACUAUAAUGUGAUGACACCUUUCAGCUGGGCUCAUGUAAUCAUUUUGAUUUUACCUUGCUAAUAUUUGAGCUGCAUCUUAUCAAAGGUAUCAAGCAAGCACAUAUACAACUCUUAUGGAUUUCUUUCUAUUGUUCCAUGAGAAGGAUAGCAAAAUAAGAGGAAAAAAGAAAAAAAGGAAUCUACAACACAUAUGCCUUCACCUUGGGACUACUUCUUAAGUUAAAAGGCUCUAAAAGUGUGAGAGAUUGGUUGCAGCAUCCCAGCAGGGGGUAUUUGUAAUUAUUAUAGAUUGUUCCAAUGACCACCUCAGCAAAAGCCUUUUAAAGUAGUUUUUGUAUUGCAAAGAAACAAACUCUUUUACUUCAGGCAAAAUGGUUUUUUUCUAACUUUCAUUAACAUCAUCUGUACUGAUUUGAUCAUUCCAGUUAAAGAACUGGUCAUAAGGAAACUGCACUAAACCAACAAUCAAUGUGUCAGAUCUCUAUUGAAGGUCAAACUGAUAACAGAGAAUGUCUGGCCAUACUCAAGUAAUUUGGUGGCAUCAACUUCAAAGAAAUCUAAAUUUUGUACUUAAAAUAACUUAAAAGUUGGAAAGGGUAAAGUAUUUUGUUUCAAGCCAAUAAUACCAUUACUAAAAGUUUUUUGAUGACUUAUUAGAUGAUUUAUUUCCAUACCUGACAUUUUUAUGAGGUUUUAAUAAUAAUAUACAGUUCAGAUGUCAUUUAGAUAAAAAUCAAGGCCUUCCGUGUGCUUGUGCUAUAUGACAACAUGAAUAUAAUUCUAUCAAUAAUCCAAAAAUCAGCAAGAGGUAAUUACUUGAUGUUGUCAUCUGAAAACAAGUGGGUACCAUGACCUGACACACUAGCUGAUAUGGCUGGCGAGGCACAACUUCUAAAUGCCCCCUUGUUGAACUGAAAUAUUGCAUUAGAUAUGGCUGACACAUCUAUUCCCUUCCUAACAUAAAAUAUAAAGUCCUAAAUAUAAAAUCUGUGAGGAUCAGUUUAUGACAUCGUCUAACCUUCAGUGAUGGAGGUUUUAGUGCUCUCCUGACUUUUCUCUGUCUCUUUUCUACUUGUCACUGAGAUUUCAUAGGUAGUGAGCUCUGGAUAAAGUUCAGCAGCCUAGUAUGUAUGAAACCCAGAAUAAAUACAUACAGGUUGAUGAUAGCUAGGAUAGAUGAUAGAUAGAUAGAUAGAUAGAUAGAUAGAUAGAUAGAUAGAUAGAUAGAUAGAUAGAUACCUUCUAAGAUAAAAGGACUUGGGAUUCUGAUACAAUGAAACACUGAAGACAUAUGCAUAUAUAUACACACAUACAAAGUUGUAUUUUGAGUGGUAAUACAGUUUUUCUCUGUCAUCAGCUCGCAUUCUCUAUCAAUCUUAGAUGAAAAAAAUAGGAAAAGACUUGUAUCUACACUGAACAUGUAAAGCCUGUUUUAUGUUGUCUUUGUUCUGUAAAUACACAGUAU